Messenger RNA from Trypanosoma cruzi, 1971 nucleotides. Its product is annotated as PIF1 helicase-like protein, putative. The coding region runs from base 1 to 1971 and encodes 656 amino acids. The record is from RefSeq and is a predicted model, not a curated record. The transcript has a single exon. Lineage: Eukaryota; Euglenozoa; Kinetoplastea; Trypanosomatida; Trypanosomatidae. Gene Ontology annotation, biological process: DNA repair; telomere maintenance. Gene Ontology annotation, molecular function: DNA helicase activity; ATP hydrolysis activity.
AUGGUUGGAUGGAGGAAGAAUUUGGCUGCGCUGUUGACCCGAGAAGACGCCGCCGACGCCGUGGUGGAGGAGGUGCAGCGGCUGUACAGUGAGCUCACAAGUGCGUACUUGCCACCCAAGCUGGACACCAUGCACGAUCCUCAGCUUUCAGCGAUGGAAAUGACACCCGAUCAGGAAAACGCCAUUCGUUGUGCUCUGCGUGGAUACAACAUGUUUGUUGGUGGGGGUGCUGGGACGGGAAAAACCGUGCUUCUCAAAGCUAUGCACCGCCGCUUGACAGAAAUGGGGCUGCGCGUGGCCAUGACAGCAACAACGGGGGUUGCAUCGGUGCAGCUUGGUGGGUGCACGUUUCACCUGGCCUUUGGGGUGCCGGUCGUUGCGGGGGAACACUCCAAGAAGAGGUGGGACGCCAACGCAUUUCGCGCGGUGGAUGUUGUGAUUAUUGAUGAGGUCUCUUUAUUGGACGCGGAACUCUUUGACGCCUUUGAGUUGGAGGCACGAAUGGCCCGUCUCCAGCCACUCCCGUUUGGCGGUCUUCAAGUCAUUGCCUGCGGGGACUUUUUACAGCUUGCAUCCUCUGACAGCACGUUUAGUGGUCCGUGUUACCAGAGUGAUGCCUUUCGUCAUCUCAUCGCGGUGCGUCUGGUGACGCAAAUGCGUCAGGCAAAGAGCGAUCCGCUGCACAAGUUGUUGGCGCAGCUGCGUGUUGGGAAGUUUGACCAAAAGUCUUUUGAGUUGCUUGACCGGCACGUGCCGGAGGACAUGGACAACGUCACGUACAUAUUUCCAAGACGUCGUGAAGCACAGUUAUUAAAUGAAGAAAAGUUGGCCGAGCUACGGAGUGAGGAAAUGACGUUUACGCCUCAGCGGGGUCCAUUGCAGCUCGUUGGAAAAUUUACCCCCCCUGGCCUGAUUGAGUUUGCCAGGAAGAAGCAGCCCGUGAGCCGUGAUGAGAUUGUGCAGGUGCUGACAGAGGAGGUGAAGAGAGUCGCUGCGGUGGAUGUUGUGGACCACAAUGUUGUGGUCAUGCCAACUCGAUCGGAUAAAAACGGCAUGCUCAUUCGUCUCCGCAACCCUGAUGACAUUGUGGCAGCGAGAGCCAAUGGUGUUGGCGGCAAUGCCAAAGACUACAACAGCUGCAGCAACACGGGUGGUAACACGUCUCGUUCCGGCAACAUGCGUGACGUCCAUGAAAUAUCAGCGGACCGUUGGAAAACAAUUUUGGAGGCCACCGCAAAACGCCUCAAAGCAACGCUCCGACGGAUAUAUGAGGAGGACCCGCAGGGGUUUGUCCCGAUCAGCGUUUCUAUGAUGCUCGCCGAUGUCGCCAGCCAGCCAAACGCCGAACACCUCAUGCCUUUGCGGCUGAAGUUGGGGUGUCGCGUUAUGAUCAACCGCAAUCUUUCGCGGACUGUUUCAAACGGUAGCGUGGGCGUAGUUGAGGCCUUUGCCGUACCCAACCCGGACUUGUUUCCCCGUCGCCAUGAGACGCCAGUGAGGACAAUGUAUGGACGACUGCUUGAGAAAAACAUGUUUCCAAAGCUUCCGAUUGUCCGUCUGUUGGAUGGUGAGGUUGUGCAGGUCCCUCCACUUUCUCUCAUGGUGGGAGGUACACCUGCAACCUUUUUUUAUGGUCACGAACUUUACUUGUUGCCAAUGCAGUUGGGAUACGGUUUUACAGUACACAAGGUACAAGGACUUACCCUGCAAGGGACUGUUGUACUGGACUGCAAGCACUUUUUUGAGUGUCCCCAUCUUGUUUAUGUGGCCUGCUCACGUGUGCGGACUCUGGACCAGCUUAUAGUAAAAAACAUUAAGGGCGACAUGGUAAUAGUGAAGCGGAGUGCGUUGGAGUUUUCAGAGAAACUAAGAGAUGCUUCAGUCAUCACAAAUUUGUUGCCACCGGAUGGCUGCACUCGGGCCUCUUGGGUGGAUCGACUGCGUCCGCGUCUCAUGGGUUUGAGUGAGUGA